CAUCACCAGUUUGCCUGCAUACUGUCGGUUGCGCGCUGGAGACGUGAUAUUUUUCCUCAAUCAAACGGUGCCAAUUUUCCGCAGCAUCAUUGCUGUAUUUGCAGGAUUAUAUGCUCGCCGCUGUGAGGGAUUUCAAUACCGAAGAUGCGUUUUAUGAAACACGAUAGAUAACCUGCUAUUACCGCGCGUAUGAUUGAUGUGGAAGCGGCUGUUUGAUGCUGCUGAAUGCGCUUUGCAGACGCAUCGACUUAAAGUUUCAAUGCUGCCGCGUCGGCUCCCAUAACACGCAACGCAUUGGAGAGAAAACCUCGUUCUAAGGAACUGGAAAGGAUAGAUCAAAUGUCUUUUUCGGGACCUUUCGGCCUAUUGCUGAAUUUAUCUCUAGCCAGAUGGCCCCAAGAAAUGCGCAUAACAUUUUCUACAUUUUGGGCUCCGGUAACGGGAAUGGCAGGGCUGGAAACCGAGGCAUCUCGGAAUGGAUAGGCUGGUCCUUGUGUUUUAACGCUGGCAGAAAAUGUAUCGACUUGGAUGGAGUGUGGACCAAGUGGCUGAUAUCUGUUGGAAUUACAUUGCUCCUGGUGCCGUCCAUAUUUGCUAUAGACGAUGAAGGAAGGCUCGAGGCAUCAGGACAAUCUCUCAGUCCUUCCCAGGAUCCGACCGGAGCAACAAACAUCACCGUGUCUUCAGCGCUGCUGGAGCAGGAAGAUUUGGCCUCGCAGUUCCGUUCCCUACCGGACGGCACAAGGGAGCAGCCUGUGUUCGCCUCAGUGCAGACCCUGCAGGUUGCAGAGACGCUGCCUCAGGCGCUGGUGCAUUCUCUGCUCUCCCCACCCGGCAACAGUGACAAUCGCACCAAUCAAAAGUCCCCCGGGGAGCCGGCUGUCCGAAUACAAAAGCCGCUGUCCACGUCACAGAAAAUCAACAGUGUCUUGACUACUAGUUCAGACGAGACUCUCACCGAAUUCCCAAGGAACCCUGAUUUGCCCACCGCCCCAGUGUCCUCUUUCACGACUCUGGCUGAAACAGACGUCACCGUCGCCGACAACGUGACGAGCCCAGUCUCCAUUUCCACCCUCCCGCUUAACAUCACCACUCACGAAAGGAGCGAAAACGCAUCGACCGUCACGUCGACGCGCGGCAACAACCACACUGUGACCGGCGACGACCUCCAGCUCACCACGGUGACCACCACGACCGUCACGCCCUCAAUGGUGACAUCACUGAACUUGACUCCGCCCACUAUAGCGCCAGCGGUGAACGAGGUCGUGACCGUCGUAUCGACCACCACAACUGCCAAAACGACAACGACCCAGACAGAACCGCCAACGACAACAACCACCGAGGCUCCACCCACCUCCACCACCACCACAAAAGUAGCACCAACCACCACGACCACUUUGGCAACCACAACAACAGCAAGCCCUCCUCAAACCACCAUCACAUUAUCUACCUCCAAAAGCACUAUGGUAGAACCAAGCAGUCCAUCAGCGGACAACUUCGUAUUGUCCUGUAAUGUGACCGAAAGAUUAUGGCUGAAAACAGUGCUCUCCAUCCAGAUGCGACGAAACCGGCUCGAAAACGGGAUGAGACAAAACCUGUCGAAAGGUUUUACGCAAGCGCUGCAGAGAGCGUUCAACGACAGCAACAUCCGUGUUCAGUUGGAAAGAGACAUCUGCACCCCUUCUAAUGUGACUUUGGGCUACUAUGUCUUAAGAGGGAAGACCGUGAUUGUAACUUCUGUUGUUAUGGACACCUUAUCGUUGUAUGGCUUUGACAAGCUAUUGGAUAACAUCAGAGAAUAUGUUCCUGUAGUUUUGGCCAUCCCAAAUCCGGUGGCACCUUGGCUGCCCAGCCUUGGCAUCCACUUGCAACUCAAAACAGUUCUCAGGUUUGUCGGGCCGUCGGAUGACAUCAAGUCUUGCGGUUUCAUCCAAAUGAUGGAGCAGCGGUUGGAAAAUGUGUUUGCUGAGGCACAUGAGAAAGUGGAGGACUCUUAUGGGACUCUUUCGGUUGAGAUUUUGAACACGUAUCAGACAGGGAAUUCAUUGGCAGUAACUCUGGUGUAUGUAGUGUGGAAUGGCAGCGUUCCUCUGAACGGUACCAUAGCUAGCGGUCUACUUAACCAGCUGACUGCCGAGCUGGUGGGCUACUUUAUAUUUUUCCCCCCUCUGAUCAUCGCUGAGCCUCUAGAGUACCACAACCUUAACACUUCGGUAGCAACCAGAGAUUACUGGGUAAUCACAGUUAUUCAGGACGUUGACAGCUCUUCUCUUGAGGGGAGUUAUCAGAGCUUUGCUAGUCUAAUGGAGCAGCGGCUGGCCGAACUCUUUAUGGUGGCCAGUCGACACAGCCUCCGCAUAAGGAGAGCCACAACUGUAGGCGACUGCACUGUCCAGAUGGUCAGUAUCCGGCGACUCCCCGGUCCCAAGAAUCCUGCUGAAAUGACCUACUACGUACAAGUAGAUGGUUCUCCUUUAGCGGGCGCCUCCGCUGCUAAGACCCUAAACACGGUGGACUCUCAGACCAUGGCUCUCACGCUGGGCUAUUUCGUCCAGAUUCAGGCUGAACCGGUAGUGAAGAGUUUACCUAGUAACGUCUGGAUACUAGCAGUCCUUUUACCAGUGUCUCUAGUCAUGGUCCUGGUGGUCAUGGCGGUUGCCAUUAUAUGCAGGAGAAACCGAACCGUCUUCAAGACCAGCGCGUUUCGCAAUUUCCAUGCCCGGACCAAGACAUCAUAUCGAAGAGAUGGAAGUUAUCACCACCAGCCUGUGCAAGGUUUCGACUAUGCCAAGCAGCACAUGGGACAAACGGGCGAGGAAGGUCUCACUGUUACCAAGGACACCCUCGUCCUAUCCCUCCCGGUACGGGAUGCACCUUUGACACAGGACAGAGCGUUACAGGAUGGGACCGCUUCAAAAAGACCCCAGUCGACAGAGAUGCACCUCAGCAAGUUGCCAAGCGAGGAAGGAUCUCUUUCGAGCAACGACUCUGGGAAGUUAAACACAGGAAGAAGCUCCACAGCUCGGAGAUCUACAGCACAGAAAGUGGCCAAAGAAGACCAACAUAUUAGAAAUGACCAUUAUGACUCUCUUACCGGAUCUUUACGCCUCAUCACCAUCAAGCCUAUGGCUGCACCCCUCAACUAUUCCUAUCCAGACUCCUCCAAUCACAGCCAGGAAUCUGUCAUCAUGAAUGGAGAGGUUAUGGGGCUAAAGCAGAAGUCAGACAUCGAGCACUAUCGCAAUAAGCUAAGGUUAAAAGCUAAGAGGAAAGGCUACAGCGAUGGUCCGGUCACCAGCAGCAGUGGGAGUAGCAGCAGUCACAUGUACAGUCAUCGAGACCGAAUGAGGCGCGAGAACGCUUCACUUGACCUGGAGGAUGUGCGGGGAGCGAAAGAGGACCGGAAACCCUCCACUUACGUAAAGUACCGCAGGAGUGAUUCCCAUAGGGAACCUGCAUACUGGAGCAGGCAAUCUCUGAACACCCCAAGCCCAGUGGAGACAGAGAUGGACAUGUUAGUCAUGAGGGAGAGAUCCAGACGAGGCAUUCGCAACAGCGGCUACGAUGGUGAGCCUGAACCGUUUGAAGAAACUGAUGUGGACCGGCUUCUGAGUUCUCUCGGUUUUGGAGGUGGCCACCAAGCCAAAGGUCACUCGGACUCAUCUACCUUGAGCUCACAGCCGUCCAUUGAUGAAGUGAGACAGCAGAUGCACCUGCUUUUGGACAACGCCUUUGGCCUGGCUUCGCCUGAGCCAACACCAGACAACCACCACCACCAUCACCACCACCCUCACAGCGCUUACAACCCCAGCCACGGUAGCCCCUAUAUGGAUGGAGUUACCAGCGCGCCCGGCACUAUGAACCACCCGAAUGGACCCAUUCAACGCGGCCCCUCAUUCGGGCCAGAUAUGCACCAGUGUAGCCUCCCCAAACCAGGAUUCAGGUUUACCCAGCUGCCUGAUAUGGGUUUGGGGUCUCCACCACCCCUCAUCCCACCGAGAGGCGGAGCCCCACCUGUGACUUCAUUAAGACGCUCCACACCAGACGUGAGCCUAAAGCCCCGUGUCUCAGAAGCCUCGGAGAUAAGUCAGCACAAUGGCACCCCAUACCUGCCAAUAAACCGAGCUCCUUUUCCGGCUGUUACUGUCGACGAGUCAAUGACAAGCUACUCAGGAAACCCGAUGACAGCGGUAUACGCCAUAUCUGCCAACCGCCCUGGCUAUUCUGAUUACUUCGUCCUUUCUCCACCAUCCUCGUACCGAAGUCCAUCCUGGAUGUCCUACCCUCCCGAGCCAGAGGACCUUCCACGUCAGUGGAAUGACACGGUAAAGAACCAAUGUCACCUGGAGACCAUCUGCUGAAAUGGAUUCAAUUCUGAUAGUGAGCUAACACUGAAUUUUAGGGGUGCAUACCACCAAAACUAAUUGUUGCCUAUCCUGAAAUUAUGCAUUCAGCAUCCUUAACAAAUCCCAGCGGUCGGCCGAACAACCAACCGGACCGAUUAUCCACAAAUCCACCUGCCGGUCGCAGCAAAAUGAUGCAGCACCUGUACCAACACCCCUAGUGAGGGUAAAUCACAGCCUUUGACGCAAACAACAGAACUGUGUUUUCUUAAAGCUUUUUCAAAUAAAAAAAAAGUGUUGUAUCUUAUGCAGGUGGUUUUAUGUGUUUUCAAAACAGAGGUACUAAUAAUUGAAAACUAAAACACGUUUUCUUUCUGUCUUGGGCUAUUCUAGCUUCUUUAAUGCCUAUUUGUGUCUUUUGCUCUCAUUCAUGCAUUUUUAAAGACAAGGUUAUUAUUGCAAGCGAAUCUAUUUGUGCACUAGUCUCUGUAUGGCUUACUAUAUGGAUGAUCGAAUGAUGUAAAAGAAAUGACUUUGGGAGGGAUGUGACAUCCUGUACUGUAUCUACUGUAGUCACGAUGUGUCAAGCGAAAAAAAAAAAUGUAUAUGCUUUUUCUUUUUCUCAAAACGCCAUAGUUUAUGAUGUAUUAAAGCGUUUCACAAUGCAGACCCGUUUUGAGCUAUGAAAGGCACGGAGGUUUGAAAGUUUAGUCUUGGGAACAUAGCCAUAACAAUUUGGAAAACUGGUAACAAAGCCAGAUGCUAGUAUUAUAUUUGGAAAUUAAGAUUUGGCUUUUAAGAGGGAUUCAUAUUUUUAAUAGCCUUUUUAUAAUGACAUAAAGAGUAAUAACUAAAAUGAAUAUGUCUAUUUUAUUGCCUUAUUCAGAAAAGGUACCAAAAUAUACUAUAUAUAUAUAAGAAAUUCAAAUCUAGAUAAAAUGUGUUAAAAUAUACAGCAUACGCCAAAAUUCUCAAAAACUUAGAUUGAGAAUAUAUUACGUAUAGAUACAAAUCUACAGUAAUUUAACCUGUAGCAUAAUAUGAGGUAACCUCUCUAUUAGUUCAAGUUGUAAGAAGUACACAAAUGUAACACACGGCAUGUGUUCUUAAGAGAAUGGUUUCAAUGCAUGUAGUCUGGACAUAUGAGUUAUAAGGGCUUUGUAUGUGAAGCAAGUCCCAUAUUUUUUUGGGCAGUUAUAGAACGAAAGAUUGUAUGAAGAAACAGACAACACAGCAGAAGUAUUUCAUUAAAUAGUUGCUGCCUGUCGAUGUACUUUACAACCAUUUUUUUGUUUGUUUAAAUCCAUUUGCAUAUUACAUGUCUUUGAAUGAUGGAUUAUGAAAAUUGCAAAGGCAUUACAUAAUGUGUUGUGUAAAUUGUUACAAAUGCCAUUACUGUUUCAUUUUUGUUAAUACAAACAUUGUCGAUUUAGUUUGGUGGUGCGGGGAUGUGCAAAUAUCUUAACUAUCAUUGUACCUUUUUAAAGUAUUUUCUUUUAGUAUUUUUAUAUUAAUCGAAUCUCCCUUCGUUUGGUCAACAACUGAGGACAUUCUGCUAAAAUUGUCGCCAAUGUAAAAUAUUGUGCUUCAAAUGUAAAUACAAAAGGAAACAAAAAAUAACAACAACAACUAAAUCUAAGCAAAACACAAAAAAACUUGUUGUGGUUAUGUGAGAAAAUGUAUAAUAUUCAUUAUGUGUACUUCAUCAUAACAUAUAAGAUAUUGACAUUUUUUCCCGCUUAUACGACACUAAACUUCAUAUCUGCCAGAUGUACUGUAUAUUUCCCUCUGUAUGAUAUCUGUUUUAAAUGGUCCACUUGUUUUGUUUUGAUCUUUUCUUGGUUGUUAUUUUCCUUAGCAUAAUGUAAAAUAACCAUCGUUAUAAUGGUUUAACACUUUGAAGAACUCAUUUUUGUGGGUAAAACACUGAAUCAAAUCUAAUAAAAACUAAGAAAUAUUUAAUCAUGAUUAAAAAUGAUUAAAAAUGUGUCUAAAAUAUGG
This is a messenger RNA of Misgurnus anguillicaudatus (oriental weatherfish), 6344 nucleotides long. Its product is annotated as KIAA1549-like a. The record is from RefSeq and is a predicted model, not a curated record. NCBI's taxonomy places the organism in Eukaryota, Metazoa, Chordata, Actinopteri, Cypriniformes, Cobitidae.